AUGGAAGGGGAAGAACAUCUCUCAAGCUCAGUCUGCAAAGACAUUCCCAAUCUCCUGUCAUCAUUCGUUGACACCUUCGUUGAUUUCUCAGUUAGCGGCCUCUUCCUUCCUCCUCCGCCGCCUUCUCCAGUCCCGCUCCCAACGCGUCUCCCCUCGCCGCAGCGCCUGGUCGCCAUCGGUGACCUCCACGGCGACCUCGAGAAGUCCAAGCAGGCCCUUCGCCUCGCAGGUCUCAUCGACGCAGCUGACCGGUACAUAGGCGGCUCCGCCACUGUGGUGCAGGUCGGCGACGUCCUCGACCGCGGCGACGAGGAGCUGAAGAUCCUCUACUUCCUCGAGAAGCUGAAGCGCGAGGCGGCGCGGAGUGGCGGCAGAAUCAUCACCAUGCACGGCAACCACGAGAUCAUGAACGUCGAGGGCGAUUUCCGCUUCGCGACAAAAUCCGGCGUCGAGGAAUUUAGGGCUUGGUGGGAAUGGUUCCGAGUUGGGAACGAAAUUAAGAGCCUCUGCCACGGUUUGGAAAAACCCAAUGACCCAAUGAGAGGCGUUCCCUCGUCCUUCCGCGGCGUUAGGAAAGAGUUCCAUGAUGGGUUUCGGGCCCGGGUCGCUGCGUUGCGGCCCAAUGGGCCAAUUGCGAAGAGGUUUCUAUCUCAGAACGUCACCGUUUUGGUCGUUGGCGACUCGAUUUUCGUGCACGGCGGGUUAUUGCCGCAACACACUUCGUACGGUUUGGAGAAGAUUAACGAGGAGGUUCGGGAUUGGGUUAAAGGUUCCACGGGUCAUUUUUCGCCUGAUUAUUGUCGGACUGCAGACGGUCUCGUUUGGGUGAGAAAAUUCUCGCGUGGGAAUGAGCAGGAAUGUGAUUGUUCCGCCCUUGAGCAUGUUUUGGCCACGGUUCCUGGUGCUAAGAGGAUGGUGAUGGGGCACACCAUUCAGGAGGUUGGAAUUAACAGCGUUUGCGACGACAGGGCGAUUCGGAUCGACGUGGGUUUGUCGAAGGGGUGUGGUGACGGUUUGCCUGAGGUUUUGGAGAUUAGCGGAAAGUCCGGGUUAAAGAUUUUAACGGCCAAUCCACUGUAUCAGAAUAAGGGCAAUGCGGCUACUGUGGAUGUUGGAAAGGAACAAGGGCUUGGAUUGCUGCUUGGGGAACACGGUGGACCUAGGCAAGUCGAAGUUCAGGCUUGA
This is a messenger RNA of Sphenostylis stenocarpa, 1185 nucleotides long. NCBI's taxonomy places the organism in Eukaryota, Viridiplantae, Streptophyta, Magnoliopsida, Fabales, Fabaceae. The record is from the annotation of a GenBank genome assembly.